AUGAAAACUAGGAAUUUCCAAUUAGCCUCAAGAUGCUGCUUUUGCAAGAAAGAAGAGGAAUCACUAGAUCAUAUACUGUGGAAAUGCAACUAUAGUGAACUAAUCUGGAAAUGGUUGGGAGAUAUGUUCAGUUUCAAAAAUCCACAAUCUUUUGAGGAAGUAUUCAAUGCUGCAAAACAAAAAAAUCCUGCAGUAAGUGAAAUACGGAGAAUUUCUGCUUUUAUUACUUUAAAAGAACUGUGGUUCCAAAGAAAUAAGUGUGUGCAUGAAGAUGAAGCUUUCAAAGAUCACAUAAUCAAGUCUAAAAUUCUACAUUUCACUGCAAAAUGUGAAGUGAGAAUGAAAAAACCUAUGUGGAAUUCAAUUUAUGAUCUUCAAAUCUUAAAGUGCUUUGGGUUGAAAUGCAGAAGGAUCAAAUCUUGUUUAGUUCAUGAAAUAUGCUUCAAACUACCACAGCAGAAUCAACUACUACUUUGUUGUGAUGGAGCUUCUAAAGGUAAUCCAGGCUUGUUAGGUUAUGGAGUUAUAGCAAGAAAUGCACAGGGAAAAGUGGUAAUUGCCAUAGAGGGGUGCCUUGGAAUUGCAACAAGCUAUUUUGCAGAAAUUAUGGCAAUUCUUUUUGCAGGAGAAUGGGAAAUACAAAAUGGUUUCAGAUGUCUUCUCUUUAGCUUUGAUUCAAGAGCUACAAUUAUAGAUUUUCAAAGUAAAAGAGUCCCCUGGUUUGCAAUUUCAAGAUGGGAGAAAAUAUGCAAGACUGUAAGCUCAUGGGAGUUCAUCCAUAACUACAGAGAAGUAAACUUCUAUGCAAAUGACUUGGCAAAAAGGGGAGCAAGGUUACAAGGAAGAGAAAAGCAAAUCUAUACUAGUAAACCUCCUUUCCUUAUUGAAAUUGAAAAUGAAAACAAAAAAUACUAUAGAAGGAACUAG
Molecule: messenger RNA, 927 nt
Organism: Papaver somniferum (opium poppy)
Lineage: Eukaryota; Viridiplantae; Streptophyta; Magnoliopsida; Ranunculales; Papaveraceae
Exons: 1
Coding region: 1-927 (308 amino acids)
Molecular function (GO): RNA-DNA hybrid ribonuclease activity; nucleic acid binding
Source: RefSeq, a predicted model, not a curated record